Molecule: messenger RNA, 1514 nt
Organism: Monomorium pharaonis (pharaoh ant)
Lineage: Eukaryota; Metazoa; Arthropoda; Insecta; Hymenoptera; Formicidae
Gene: 128up
Product: GTP-binding protein 128up
Exons: 8
Coding region: 161-1264 (367 amino acids)
Biological process (GO): cytoplasmic translation
Cellular component (GO): cytoplasm
Molecular function (GO): GTP binding; GTPase activity
Source: RefSeq, a predicted model, not a curated record
AAAUAAUACGCUAUACAAUCCGUCAUGGCGGAAUUAACAUAUGUAUCCGCACACGUGUAGCUUGCCCGGUUCGUGUUGUUACAGUCGACAAUUCUGAUAAUGUGACAGGGAGCCCCAGCCGAGCAAUUCUUUUGACGUCAGUCAGUUUUGCGAUCCGAAAAUGAGCACGAUCCUGGAAAAGAUCGCCUCGAUCGAGGCCGAGAUGGCCCGCACCCAGAAGAACAAGGCGACUUCUGGGCAUCUGGGUUUACUGAAGGCAAAACUGGCCAAGCUCAGACGCGAGUUGAUCACCCCAAAGGGUGGCGGUGGAGGUGGCGAGCAAGGUUUCGAGGUCGCCAAGACCGGUGACGCUCGUAUUGGUUUCGUCGGUUUUCCUUCUGUGGGAAAAUCUACCCUGUUGAGUACACUUGCUGGUGUAUAUUCUGAAGUAGCUGAGUAUGAGUUUACCACACUCACGACUGUCCCUGGUUGUAUUAAAUAUAAAGGUGCAAAAAUACAGCUGUUAGAUCUUCCAGGUAUUAUAGAGGGCGCAAAGGAUGGCAAGGGGCGUGGACGACAAGUUAUUGCUGUAGCGCGAACGUGCAGCUUAAUCUUCAUUGUCCUGGAUGUACUCAAACCACUCGGACACAAACGGCUGAUUGAGCACGAGUUAGAAGGGUUUGGCUUGCGAUUGAAUAAACAGCCACCAAACAUAACUUUCAAAAAGAAAGACAAGGGUGGUAUCAAUUUGCAAACAAUGUGUCCGCAAUCUGAACUGGAUUUUGACACAGUAAAAAUGAUUUUAUCAGAAUAUAAAAUCAGUAACGCGGACAUCACACUGAGGUAUGAUGCCACCUCGGAUGAUUUGAUCGAUGUUAUAGAAGGGAAUCGCGUUUAUAUCCCUUGCAUUUACCUCUUGAAUAAAAUAGAUCAAAUAAGCAUAGAAGAACUAGAUAUUAUUUAUAAAAUACCACACUGCGUGCCGAUCUCAGCCCAUCACAAAUGGAACUUCGACGAUUUGCUGGAAAAAAUGUGGGAUUAUUUACAACUUGUUAGAAUUUACACGAAGCCCAAGGGACAACUCCCAGACUAUAAUGCACCUGUAGUAUUAAAUACUGAAAAGCGAACUGUUGAAGAUUUUUGUAACAAGCUUCAUAGAUCGAUUGCGAAAGAAUUUAAAUACGCUUUAGUAUGGGGCUCAUCGGUGAAACACCAACCCCAGAAAGUAGGAAAGGAUCAUCUUCUUUGUGACGAAGAUGUUGUUCAAAUUGUAAAAAAAGUGUGAUGUUUUUCUUACAGUUAUUUUUUGCGAGCAUAAAUUAAUGAGAUUAAUGAUACCAGAUUUGUGUAAAGAGAUCACAUUUUAAUUAUAGAUAUAUACAUAAGCAUAAUGUAUGUUUAAAAUGCUAUUAUAUUUCAUCGAUGAGAAGACACAAAUGCAGCAUGAAUGAUAAAAAUUGUGGUUAAUCUUUCCAACAGUGUAAAUGUAUUUGGUUUUAUAUAUGAAAUUGUAUAUAAAAUAAUCUCGAAAUCUA